AUGGAGGUUGUUUCUUUAGCCGUAGAAACUUCUUUGAUGAACAGUUCAAUUGGAAUUCUAGAUGUUUACAUACACAACGCAAGAGAUAUACACAACAUAUGUAUAUAUGAUAAACAAGAUGUAUACGCCACUGUCUAUUUGACUAGUGAUCCUGAAACUCGGGUUUCAACACAGAUCAUUAAUGGAGGUGGAAAAAAUCCAGUUUUCAAUGAGAAUCUUAGGUUGAAUGUCAAUAUGAUGAUUGAAUCUUCUUGGUCAUUAAGAUGUGAGAUAUGGAUGUCAAGUAGGAUUAAGAAUUAUCUUGAAGAUCAGCUGUUGGGUUUUGUAGUUGUGGAUGAUAUUAAGAAUAAAGAUUUGCCUCUUGAAUAUGAACUGUCAUCUAGCGAUCUCUUGCACGUCCCAGCUGGAUCUGUGAAAUUAACACUAACUUAUGAAGGGAUCAUGACUGAGGGUGAAAACUCUGCAGUUUUGAAGAAGGAAGAUGUUGUUGUUGUUCAAGAGGAGAUAAUGGAGAUGUAUAUGAAAAGCAUAAUUGAAGCAACAGAUGCAAUGGUUAAAAUAAAGCUUCCAUCCGAAGGGGUGGAUGAUCAUGAAUCUGGAUUGGACAAUUAUGUUGAAACAGAUGAGAGAAAAUUUGGUCAAUCUAAAAGCAAUGGAAGAGUGUUUUAUGGAAGCAGGGCAUUUUUUUGA
Molecule: messenger RNA, 690 nt
Organism: Impatiens glandulifera
Lineage: Eukaryota; Viridiplantae; Streptophyta; Magnoliopsida; Ericales; Balsaminaceae
Exons: 2
Coding region: 1-690 (229 amino acids)
Source: RefSeq, a predicted model, not a curated record